AUGAAAGAUCCUAGGAGUUUUACUAUCCCAUGUUCAAUUGGAAACCAUUAUUUGGGCAAGGCUUUAUACGACUUGGGAGCUAGCAUCAACCUAAUUCCACUAUCUACUUUUAGAAAGUUGGGAAUUGGUCACAUGAAACCUACUACAGUGGCAUUGCAACUAGUUGAUCGAUCAUUAGCUCAACCUGAAGGGAAAAUCAAAGAUAUCUUAGUUCGUGUGGAUAAAUUCAUUUUUUCGGCUGAUUUUAUCAUACUUUAUUGCAAGGCAGACAAGAAGGUUCCCAUAAUCUUAGGACGACCAUUUUUAGCUACCAGAAGAAAUAUUAUUGAUGUUUACAAAGAUGAUCUAAUUGAGGAAAAAUUCAAUGACCAAAGCAUAAUGCUCUCUGAGGAGUUUGCAGUGACAUCUAAUGAUGAAUUCUUAGAUAAUUGUGACAAUGUGGUUGAAGCUAAUAACAUUGAACUCAGGCAUGGAUGGCAAAGUAAAUCCUUAGACUUAGCCAACAGAACAGCUCUAAUUUUCAACCCAUCUAUUGGCGACGCUCCUACUCUAGAAUUGAAACCACUACCUACUCAUCUUAAAUACGUCUUUCUUGGUGAUAACAAUACUCUCCUAGUUAUUGUCUCUGCAGCACUAGAUGUAACUCUAGAAGAAAAUUUGGUCUAA
Messenger RNA from Gossypium raimondii (Peruvian cotton), 666 nucleotides. RefSeq lists its product as uncharacterized. The transcript has 2 exons. The record is from RefSeq and is a predicted model, not a curated record. Lineage: Eukaryota; Viridiplantae; Streptophyta; Magnoliopsida; Malvales; Malvaceae. The coding region runs from base 1 to 666 and encodes 221 amino acids.